AUGCUCAAGAGGCGUGAUCCAAGCAAGCUUCAAAAGAAGGCCACUAACACACCUCCAGCUUCCCCCCGAGCAACACCACAACAACCCAAGACGAACUCUUCGUCUAUAGAGAUUAAUGGAAAGGAAUAUAAAACAGACAAGUGGUUCAACACGCCACCAAAUAUCUUGUCCAAUGUGCCCCGACGCCUGCACCUUCAGAAAGACCACCCGGUCUACAUAACCCGCCAAAUUAUCGAAUCUGUCUUCCCUUCCCCAACCUACAAAUACCACAAUACCUUCGAUCCAGUUGUUAGUACUCUCCAAAACUUUGAUUCUCUCGGUUUCCCGUCCGACCACCCUGGUCGCGCAAAGUCGGACACGUACUACAUCAACGAGUCUACACUGCUUCGAACACACACCUCGGCGCAUCAGGCCGAUGUCUUUCGCGCAAACCUGUCGCCCGGCUACCUCAUCAGCGCCGAUGUCUAUCGUCGAGAUGAGGUUGACAGGAGCCACUAUCCUGUGUUCCACCAGAUGGAAGGCGCCCGGAGCUGGGAUCGCGGCUCUGCCGCUAGUGCAUCCGGAGACAUCUCCCAGCUCAUUUGGUCGGAUGUAGAAAAAUUGCCGAAGCACAGCAUGAAGGUCGAGGACCCCAACCCGCCCUACCAUCCCGAGCGCAACCCCCUGCAGUCUGGACAUCAUUCACCCGACGAGGCCGAGGCCAUUGGUGCUCAUCUGAAGCGCUCGUUAGAGCUCAUGGUCGUCGAGAUCUUUAGCCGUGCCGCCCAGGCUGCCAAGAAGGCCGACCCCAACUUUGUGGAUGAGCCUCUGAGAGUCAGAUGGGUGGAAGCAUACUUUCCUUUCACAAGUCCCUCUUGGGAGCUUGAGGUAUACUAUGCUGGCGACUGGCUCGAGGUUUUGGGUUGUGGUGUCGUGAAGCAAGACCUCUAUAUCAACGCUGGCGUGCCCAGCCAGCUUGGAUGGGCGUUUGGCAUUGGUUUGGAGCGGAUAGCAAUGCUGCUGUUCCAGAUUCCUGACAUCCGGCUCUUCUGGUCGCAGGACAAUCGUUUCUUGAACCAAUUCACUGGCGUCUCAGACAACCUCGAAUCACUGAGGCGCUUCGUGCCCUUCUCCAAAUACCCCGGCUGCCCCAAGGACGUGUCAUUCUGGCUCAAGUCAACUUCAUCUGCCGGCGGUAAUGUCAAGGCUAACGCUCAUGACUUUCACGAGAACGACGUCAUGGAAAUCGUCCGCAGCAUCUGCGGUGACACUGUAGAAGACGUCAAGCGUAUCGAUGAUUUCACUCACCCAAAGACUGGCAGGCGCAGCUUGUGUUAUAGGAUCAACUAUCGCAGCCUCGAGCGUACCUUGACCAACCAAGAGACCAACGAGAUGCACGACAAGGUCACUCAGGCUCUAGUCGAGAAAUUAGGCGUUGAGCUCCGGUAA
Molecule: messenger RNA, 1428 nt
Organism: Pestalotiopsis fici W106-1
Lineage: Eukaryota; Fungi; Ascomycota; Sordariomycetes; Amphisphaeriales; Sporocadaceae
Exons: 1
Coding region: 1-1428 (475 amino acids)
Biological process (GO): phenylalanyl-tRNA aminoacylation
Cellular component (GO): mitochondrion; cytoplasm
Molecular function (GO): ATP binding; tRNA binding; phenylalanine-tRNA ligase activity
Source: RefSeq, a predicted model, not a curated record